AUGGGUGGCUGCAGCUCAAAGACGUACGACAACACCGCCGAGCCGGUCCCGCAGCCAGAGCCGACCAGCAUUCCCGCCGACACCACCGCUGUCGACACCACGCCCGACGUCGCGCCCACCGAGACGCCCGCCGCCGACGCGGCGGCCGCACGCUCGGACGUGGAGCCCGAGGCGGAGGCGGCGGCGGCAGAGGAGCACAAGGAGGAGGGUUCGGUCGCUGAGGCCGGGGCGGCGCCUGUCGAGGCGGCCGAGGAGCAGCCGCCGGCCGAGCCGACCAAGGCGCCCUCCUUGGUGGACAAGUUGGUUGAGUACGUGUCGGGCCGCAAGUCUGAGCCCUCUGUUGAGGCUGCCAAGACCGAGGCGGCGGAGGCCGACGCGCCGGUCGAGGCGGUGGAGGCGCCAAUAGUACGCGCGCUGAUUGACGUGGAGGCGCCAGAGGAGGCGGCGGCGGCCGCGGCGGCCGCGGCUGCCGAUGCGGUCCCCACUCUGCGCCCCGAGGAGUCCAUCUUUGGUGUGAUUGCCGCGGUCUUUUCGCCGCGCAAGGACUCCACCCCGGUGAUCGAGGAGCCGCAGGUCGAGGAGGCGGCGGCAGAGGAGGCGCUGAACGAGGAGGUGCCGGCUGAGGCGGCUCCGGAGCCUUCUCCGGAGCCUGUGGCCGAGGAGGCUGCGCCUGAGGCUGCUCCGGAGGCGGCGCCCGAGACGGCGGUGGAGGAGGCGCCCGCGGUCGCUCCCGAGGAGGAGGAGGAGAAGCCGACGCUGAUCCAGAAGCUAUCCAAGGCCUUCUCGAACCUCCUGCCCGCCGCGCCGAAGUGCAUGCCCUCCCGCCCCGCCCUCGACGAGGAGCCGGCCGACGCCCCGGCGCCUGCCGAGCCGGCUGCGGCGCAGUGGGGCACCAAGCGCAUCAGCGCCCAGCACUGGAAGUAA
Emiliania huxleyi CCMP1516 is the source of this 924-nucleotide messenger RNA. RefSeq lists its product as hypothetical. The record is from RefSeq and is a predicted model, not a curated record. Lineage: Eukaryota; Haptophyta; Isochrysidales; Noelaerhabdaceae. The transcript has a single exon. The coding region runs from base 1 to 924 and encodes 307 amino acids.